Mollisia scopiformis is the source of this 496-nucleotide messenger RNA. RefSeq lists its product as uncharacterized. Bases 134 to 406 code for a protein of 90 amino acids. The record is from RefSeq and is a predicted model, not a curated record. Lineage: Eukaryota; Fungi; Ascomycota; Leotiomycetes; Helotiales; Mollisiaceae. The transcript has a single exon.
CUUCCCUUCCCAUGACAGCCACCUGGAACCACUUUCCUUAUUCAGGAAACUUUCCUCGAAGCUAGCUAGCUCGCCCCGCCUACCGCGAUACAGUAGAAAGUCCGUCCCUUUGUUCUGGUCCUCCCGCUAGAAAAUGUACGCUCUGACCCUAAGGUGUCAUGUUUCAUCAUUUCAUUUUCUCUCUCUUUCUUCAAUACUCUACUUGCGUACAUACGCGCUAGCGCAGGUAUGUACUGUAUGUAGAGUCGUAUUUCUGGAAAGAAGGGUACUGUACUGUAGGAUCAGAAUAGCAAGCAAUGCACGCCCGCGCGAAAGAACAGUACCUCCCGAAUAUGUUUCACACCAUCAAGCGGCUGAACCCACCCAGCGGCUCAACUCCAUCACCAUCACCUCUCCCCAUACUUAGGUAUUCAAAGUGACAAAGAAAAUAAAAUUACCUACCCGCCAGGACCCCAUUACCGCUUUUACCCUCCUCGUGUCAUCAAGUCACGACGUA